Amphimedon queenslandica is the source of this 1129-nucleotide messenger RNA. RefSeq lists its product as uncharacterized. Lineage: Eukaryota; Metazoa; Porifera; Demospongiae; Haplosclerida; Niphatidae. The coding region runs from base 38 to 1129 and encodes 363 amino acids. The record is from RefSeq and is a predicted model, not a curated record. The transcript is spliced from 2 exons.
GUAUAGCUACUUACAGUAGCAUAACAGUUUAAAGAUUAUGGAAUUACUUCUAAGAGUGUCUUUCCUGUUGCUAUUAUUGUAUCCAGUUGCUUCAGUCAACCUUACUACAAUUGGUAUUGGUGGUGAAGAUGAUUCAGUUUCAGCCUGCAUCCCUGUCAACAGGAACACCAGUCUUUAUAUGGCACUCAUCAAUCCUUCUUGUGAUAGCAGAGUUGAUCUAUAUCAGAGUCCUCGCUAUAAUCCGCCUCGAACCAAAAGUUAUGAUUUGACUUUCAGUAAUACAAAGACAGGUUUUACUCAUCAAUUAACUGGAAAUGUUGAUCCUGAGAAGCUUAUAUUUCUUUAUAUGGUUUCAUACAACAUCACGUACAUGUAUACCACAGAGGUUUCUAGUAAUUCGCCAUUGUGUAUUACAAUAGGGAUAGAUAAGCAUUGCUAUGCAACUAAUGAAGGAAAACCCAUUCCCCCAGAUUCAAAGAACAUUACAGCAUUUAGAUUUGAGGAUCUGAUUGUGGCAAUUUUCAUCAGAUACACUGAUAGGAAUCUCAUUGCAAGUGGAACCAUUACAAUAACACAAUUUUAUUAUGAAAACAUAAGUUAUCCUGAAGAAUGCAGCAACUUAACGAUAGACAGACCACAAUGCCAACUGAAGUCUUCCACUAAUGAAACUUGCAUAUUUGCAUUUUCAAACAACAGUGCAAAGUUGCAAUAUGGAGAUCAGCCAGUACAACAAUACAAUAGCAGUACAUACACUCCACCAAUAGCAAACUGUUCAGUAACUCCAACAACAUUUACACCAACAAUAUCUCCAACACCAGAUGGUCCUAAUAAUGCAGCAAUAACUGGAAUAGCAUCAGCAUCUGUUGGUUUUACCAUACUUCUUCUAGUGUCAAUACCAGGAAUAAUAAUCUGCUUUGGAGGAUACUACAUCAAAAGAAAAAAGAAAAGAAAUGACUUGGGAUGCUACGUCAAAAGAAAUAAGAAAAGAAAUGGCUUGGAUGUAUCACUUUAUAAAUUUGAUGAGGAGUAUUCCUUAAGCAUUCUUGAGAGAAGGAAAGAAGCAGAAAAAAGACCGAAGAAAAUGAAAAAGAUAAACUUUGCAACUGGAAUUAAACAAAUAAAAGGUUAG